Homarus americanus (American lobster) is the source of this 5806-nucleotide messenger RNA. RefSeq names its product tensin-1-like. Bases 583 to 2103 code for a protein of 506 amino acids. The transcript has 7 exons. The record is from RefSeq and is a predicted model, not a curated record. NCBI's taxonomy places the organism in Eukaryota, Metazoa, Arthropoda, Malacostraca, Decapoda, Nephropidae.
CGCUCGUGGUAGGAGGACGCUAGUAGUCGAUGUCGUGUGCUUUUUGUAUGCUCUCUUGAGUUUGGCCUGGCUAUAUCGUACGAAACUCGUAUUUUACGUUUGCAGUGCCUUGGAGUGUUGAUAAUUGGUUAUCUUACGGUGAUGUGCGAAUGAAAAUGGAUUUAGUAUCUGUGUACUGCGUAUAUGUCUAAGCAGGUGUUUGGUGUAUGCUAUCUCUGCGCUGCUUAAUAUCCAAGAGCCUUUUUGGAGUGACCUUCGCAUCGCUCUCUCGCUGUUGUUAACCUCCGUGGUAAAAUAAACUCCUUUAUUUGGAAAUGUGACGUUGCCAUGGAAAGCUCUUACCUGUAUCGGUUCUCACCUGCAGUACUGGAAAGUGAGUGUAUUAGAGUGGUGGCGGGGCGCUGAGGACUUGUGAGAGGCCUGCCUGCUGCCGCCAACUUGCCGCAUACCGCGCUCGCUUUUCAAGGUGUGCAACGCCACAAAUAUGGUCGGACUUCCUCACGGGGAAACGGAACAGUGAUUUCCCAGUUUUGUUUUCGUUACAUUGGUCGAGACGUUAACAGAGACAGCAAGUGAAGAACAAUGGGCCGCCUGAAAGCGUGGCAGAACCUCAACCCACUCUUCUCAGGGAAAUACAAGAAGCUGUUGGAAGAAUAUGGUUCCAAGGACUAUUCGAGGUUGUUGCUGCAGGAGUCGCUGCAGGACUACCUCUCCUACGCCUGUGGCCAGUGUGGACACAUACAGAAAUUACAGGCCGAGGAACUCAAUAGCAUCGUGGGUCACGCCUUCCGCCUUGCCUACGCCGCCCACCUCCAGAAAUCCGGAGCCACCAUACGUGAUGUGAUCCCCACUCACACUCAUGGCAAUACCCCCCCACUCCCACACACUCUAGCCCACCAUCACAGUCACGCCCACACUCACACACCCUCGCCCUGUGGUACCCCAGCGCAUGCCCACAUCCACACACAUACCCACACACAUCCACAUCCGCGGACGUGUGAUCAUAUUUGUUCAUCGUUAUCACAACAGGCUGCUGCAGCUUCUCCUGAGUCUAGUCCCAGCUCCAAAAUGCGAACCCCCGGUAGCUCCGCCGUAGCCUCUAGCCCCACACACAACUUGUUGGGGCUACAGAAACCUUCCUCUCUGCCUGGCCUACACAGCCACCCAGAGAAUGACAACAUUGUUCAUUCACCUGAUAGUGAGAACAGCAAUAGCCCGUCUGAGUUAAACAGCUCUAAGAGGCUAGCAGACAAGCCACCACUCAUCAAAAAGUUGAGUGUUGCCCUCGAAUCCACUUUGAACUUGGAGGAGGACCUUCACCCCCUAGUCACCUCCUCCUCCUCUCCCUCCCCAUCUUGUCAAACCUCGUGCGUUACUACUAGUACCAGCUCCUCCUCGACUACCAGCACUGCAGUUGUUGGUUAUGUCAAUGAGAAGGUCAGCGAUUCUUCUGUAAACAGUGUCCUAUCUGCAGAUGGCCAAGACCAACAAGAUACUGACAAUAAGUGCCGACUUUCAGACGAUGUCAAACUAAAGCGCAUCUCUCAGAUCUCUGUGAGCUCCAGUGCUUCCUCGGGAGUAGUGGGUCUUGAUGUCUCCACUUCAAGUACACGUUCAGCAUCUCCACCACCUCUUCCUGAACGAUCAGACUCUCUCACUCCUCCAGAGGAACCUCAUCUCAAGACUGCUGCUUGGUUUCAGGCAGGCAUACCUAGGUAUGAACUAGAGAUUGCUUUGGAGGUCCUCAGUCAUGAGCCAGUUGGAGCAUUCAUGGUGCGAGAGUCUACCAGUAAACCAGGCUGUUAUGCCCUCAGCCUAAGAGUGCCACGGGAUUUCACGGUCUCGGGCAUUGCACACUAUCUCAUUGUUAAAACAAAUAAAGGAUACAAAAUUAAGGGUUUCACCAAGGAAUUCAACACCCUGACGGCACUGAUUACUCAUCACUCAGUAAUGCCUGAGCUACUUCCGUGUCCACUCUCCCUGAGCCGAUACAACCCUACCUUUACCUCCGAUGACCAAAACCGAAAUGACUCAAAUGAUGAUGAUCCAGAUUAUAAUACACUUUCUGACUUCAGGAAGAUGAUGGCUGACUUGAAUGUGUAAACUAGAAAUUUUAUAAAUUUAUAGAAAAGAAAUAAUACUACAGUGUAUAUAUAUAUAUAUAUAUAUAUAUAUAUAUAUAUAUAUAUAUAUAUAUAUAUAUAUAUAUAUAUAUAUAUAUAUAUAUAUACUACAGUAUUAUUGUCUUGAAGUUUGGAAAAAAAUCUUUUGCAAAGAUCAUUAAAGCGAUAACAAAGAAUAAAAAAGCAAUGAAAAUUAAUAUUUUCAUGGACUGGACAGAAUAUAUCAUGAUUGCUUGCCAUUUAGUAAAUCUGUAUCCUGCAUUAUGAGAAUAUAACUCUCAUUUCAGUUCUAUAUCACAGUGUUUGAAACAAAACAAAAAACUGCAGAAGAGAGUGAUAAACCUUGAAAAUAAACAGCAAACACAGACACAGUGAAACUUUUACAUGUGUUCAUAUGAAAUUUACUUUGUAUACGUGAAGUAUAGAACAUUCAGUAUAUAAAAUACAGAACUGCAAUUUGAAGAUAAGAUACACAUUUGGUUUGUGAUAUAUGAGAGAGGGAUGGAACUGUGAAAUAUUAGUACAGAACUGUAUAGUGUAUUUAAAGCUGUGCUUAAAGAAGCCUACAAUGGUUUUAUUGGAAUACAGGAACAUUGCACCUCAAAAACAUAAGUUUCUGAUUUCAUCUUUUUGGGGAAAAAAAAUAUGGAUGGUGUUUUAGAAAUUGUCAGUCCAGAGAAGUCAGGAACUCCUGAAAAAAAAAUAUGAAGAAGAGAGCAGUGUCUUCAAGUAUUUUUGUGGUAUAGUGAUGACCGUGCUCGAGUGAUGUUCAGUGCCACUUUUAUAUGUAGAUACUUUUAAGACCAUGAUGCAUCAUUUUCUGAGAACAGCAUUUGAUACCCCAUAUGUAGAGUAAAUAAUGUAAAAGCAGGAGCAGUGGACACUGUAAUGUGAACCUUAAAAUAAGACACCCAAGUUCUGUGUUGUACAGAACUCUUUGUUUUGUAGAAUCUUUAACAUUUACUAGGGUGAUUUUGUAUAUAAAUUAUUGCUCAUGAAUUAUUUGUCACAUUUUCAAGUGUUCUUGUUGCUUUUUAUUAUUUACUUUAUGGUGUGCCCACCCUACAGCCUUAUUACACUGCACUUAGCUUCAAAAGAAUGUCAGUAUUGUGACUGCCAGAGGCAUUAUCAACCAAUUUCUUAGUUCUCAGUUAGUAGAUAAACUGUACAGUGACUGUGCUUGGUAGGCAAAUUAUAUAAAAAGAUGAAAACCAUAGUUAUUGACAAAAUAUAUGCUUGAUUAGACAAGGAACUGUCCAUUUACACUAUUAUCUGAGGUACAGAAAUUUUAUUUAAAGUAGAUGAGGUCAAGAGUGUCUUUUAUAAUGCCUAUCCCUGUGGUACGUCAUUCCAAGGAGAAAAUACCAAAUGUGGGACCAGCAUUUUAGGAGUUUAUUGAUUUUACUCACGAUUUGCAAUCUCAUAACGUCAUCUCAUUACCUUCAUAAAUUUUAAAAUGUUGGUAAUGUAGGUAAAAUGUAAAGGAAAAAUACCAACAAUGUUUUAUAUGACAUUAAUGAUUUUGUUUUAUAAAGCAUGAAUGGUUGAUUGAUAUACAGUACAUAGUUACUGGGAGGAUAGUCAUAGAUCCUUCAUCAUUCUGCUUCCAUGCAGAAAGCCAAUGUUAAGGCUCUUUAUGUGCUUCCUCAUGUCAUAACAAGCAUUUAGAUCGCCUCUUUCCUCUCUGCAUCAUUAAAGAUUAAUAAAAAGUGGAUUUUCAAGUUUAAUGUAUUUUAAAACAUUUAGGAUUUAUGAUCGACUAUAUAAUAGAUUGUGUAAUAGCAAAUAUUGAUCACUAGACAAACACGGUAUCAUUAAUUUAAAUAAUGUAAUUUAAUUUUCACCAUAAUUUUCUCAUUAUUAUUGAUUUUUUUUCAUGUUUCUUUUGAUUAAACUAUAUCCACACUUAUCUUUUAAUUAAAGUGAGAAUAAUUUUGGAAACAAAAUGUUCAUAUUAUAAGCUACUAAGGAGUUGCCAAGCAAAUCAGUUUGUAAUCUAGUUCCAAAAUUAGUGCAUAUAGUGCAUGGACGUCUUGUGGGUUUUUUUACAUCACUGGGAAUAAGUUUUGCAAUAAAAAAGUGUGGUGCAUUGUUGUGUGGGUGUGGUGUUGUGUGGCUAUACUACUGCUGCUGCCACUAUUGCUGUUCUGAGAACAAAGUUGAGCUGACUGGUUAUACUGCUUAUUUGUAGCACUUUCCAAAGAGUGUAUAGUAAUCCCUUUUGAAGCUUUAUUGUGAUAUCAGCAAUUUACAGAAACUUCUGAGAGUGUUGCACACAACCAUGUUAAACGAAUUCUUAAACUGUUUCAGUGAACUAAGGAGUGUUCAACCAAUCAGAAGUUUUCACAGGGAACUAAAGCCAAUUAGAACCCUCACAAGAUGUUUCAGAAUUUGGACUGCUGUUUCUUUUAUGCUGUGGAAGUCAUUUAAUGUGAUAUGUAUGUAUAUUUUAUACAGUUGUAUCAUUUGAUACAGAAUCAGUCGUUUUCUUUUAAUAUUGUUAAGGCUGAGUCUAAACUCUGCAGGAACAGCUGUAGUCAUGAAACUCAGUCUUUAUUUAGAUCUAUAAGUUGGACACAUAUGUAGCCAAAAUAGAACAGACACACUUAGUAGCUGAAUUACCACAUUAAUUAUUAUUUACAGUGAUUUUCUGAAAAUACCAACUAUAUCUGCAUUAGACUAUUGAAAAUAAGACAGAGAUAUAGUUUCUUAUUGCACUGAUUAAAAUAUAUUUGUAUGAAAUUCUCUCCAAUAAUCUGAGGGACGGCUUAGUUGAUAUUACAUUUUCAUACUAUUCUGAUCUAUUAAAAAUGUUUUUGUAUCCUCUAAAAACUGGGCUACAAAAGUACAUGUAUCACAGACAAAUAUCUUUGAAUGGUAAUUGCAAAAUUUUACCUUGACAUUGUUUGAAAAAAAUUACCCAAAAUGAAUUGAAUGUGAAAGAUCCCAUACAAGAGAAUAUCUGAUCUUAAGCUAUCUUGUCAUUAUUAUUAUUACUGUAUUAUUAUUAUUAUUAUUAUUGGUAGUGGUAGUAUAAUAAUUAUAAUAUUGCUGGAAAAUAUUUUUGUUAGGCAAUUCUGAGACAAUAUCCAAAGUGAGAAAAAUAAUCUUUCCAUAAACAGUUUAACUGAUAAAUGUCACUUUUAUCAUUUUGGUUUACUUGACAACGGUGAAUCUUAUUUCAAGGAUGAGUAAACACAUGAAGAAUGACUUUUUUUUUAAUUACCAAAUGUUAUGCAACUUCUACACAAUCAUGAUCAUUCAUAAUCUAUCAUAGUCAAACAUUGAUCCAUUUUUUCUUUGAUUGACUAUUAAGUGUUUUAUGCCAUAAAAUUUUGUUUAUUUAUUUUGUUACAUUGUUCUCUUUCAGUUCUCGUCUGAUUAUUUUGGGAAAGAACUUCCUCCAAACAUUUUGUUCAAAUAGAAUCCGUAUUACCAAAAUGUGUUAACCAAUAAUUAAAUGACUGUGUGAAUAUUUUUCUUUUUACUGCUGUUUGUUCUUUACCAUUGGUUUUUAACCUUAUAAAAUAUCAUAUUUUCAUCUUGCAUAAUCUUAUUUUUAAUAUUGCUUCACUAAUGUGUGCAACAUGUAUAUGUGUAAUAUAUAUAUACCAUAUAGAUCCCUACUUACAUGCAGUAAUAUUCUCCCAUCAAAAUUAUGUUAAUAAAAGUAAAUAUUGCAA